UCAUGACCCGGCGGCGGGGCCCCGGAUCUCUCGGCCUCCGCCUCCGCCUCCUGCUCCUCCUGGCAGCCCCAGCCCGCGGCUGAGACCCAGACCCACCGGCGGUAUGGCAUCACAGCUGCAGGUGUUCUCCCCCCCGACAGUCUCGUCGAGUGCCUUCUGCAGUGCAAAGAAACUGAAAAUAGAGCCUUCUGGCUGGGAUGUUUCAGGACAGAGCAGCAACGAAAAGUAUUAUCCCCACAGCAAGAACCUCUCGGCCGCACAGGGGCAAGCCAGCUCCUCUCACCAGGUGACAAGUUUCAACCUCCCUCCUUACGACCAGAGCCUCCUCCUGCCAGCUCCCACGGUGGAGCACAUAGUGGUCACCGCCGCUGACAGCACAGGUGGUGCUGCCACCACCUCCUUCCAGAGCAGCCAGACCCUUCCUCACAGAGGCAACGUUUCUUUGCUGGAGCCCUAUCAAAAAUGUGGAUUGAAAAGAAAAAGUGAGGAGGUGGACAGCAACGGCAGCGUGCAGAUCAUAGAAGAACAUCCCCCUCUCAUGCUGCAGAACAGGACUGUGGUGGGCGCUGCUGCCACGACCACCACCGUGACCACCAAGAACAGCAAUGCCAGCGGAGAAGGGGAUUACCAGCUGGUCCAGCAUGAGAUCCUUUGCUCCAUGACCAACAGCUACGAAGUCCUAGAGUUCUUGGGCCGGGGGACAUUCGGGCAGGUGGCAAAGUGCUGGAAGCGGAGUACCAAGGAAAUUGUCGCGAUCAAGAUCUUGAAAAACCACCCUUCCUAUGCCCGACAGGGCCAGAUCGAAGUGAGCAUCCUCUCCCGCCUGAGCAGUGAGAAUGCUGACGAGUACAACUUUGUCCGUUCUUAUGAGUGCUUCCAGCACAAGAAUCACACCUGCCUUGUGUUCGAGAUGCUGGAGCAGAACUUAUAUGAUUUCCUCAAGCAGAACAAGUUUAGUCCACUGCCGCUGAAGUACAUCCGGCCAAUCCUGCAGCAGGUGGCCACUGCUCUGAUGAAGCUCAAGAGCCUUGGCUUGAUCCAUGCUGACCUAAAGCCAGAAAACAUCAUGCUGGUGGAUCCCGUGCGCCAGCCAUACCGUGUGAAGGUCAUUGACUUUGGCUCUGCCAGUCACGUAUCCAAAGCUGUGUGCUCCACCUAUUUACAGUCACGGUACUACAGAGCUCCUGAAAUCAUUCUUGGACUGCCAUUUUGUGAAGCUAUUGAUAUGUGGUCCUUGGGCUGUGUGAUAGCUGAGCUGUUCCUGGGGUGGCCUCUCUAUCCUGGUGCUUCAGAAUAUGAUCAGAUUCGUUACAUUUCACAAACACAAGGUCUGCCAGCAGAAUAUCUUUUGAGUGCAGGAACAAAAACAAGCAGGUUUUUCAACAGAGAUCCUAAUUUGGGUUACCCCCUGUGGAGACUAAAGACACCAGAGGAACAUGAAUUAGAAACAGGAAUAAAAUCAAAAGAAGCCCGGAAGUACAUAUUCAACUGUUUAGAUGACAUGGCCCAGGUGAAUAUGUCUACAGACUUAGAGGGAACUGAUAUGUUGGCAGAAAAGGCGGAUCGAAGAGAGUACAUUGAUUUGUUAAAAAAGAUGUUGACAAUUGAUGCAGAUAAGAGAAUUACUCCACUGAAAACCCUCAACCACCCAUUUGUGACAAUGACUCAUCUUUUGGAUUUCCCACACAGCAAUCAUGUUAAGUCAUGCUUUCAGAAUAUGGAGAUCUGCAAAAGGAGGGGUCAUAUGUAUGAUACGGUGAAACAGAUCAAGAGCCCAUUCACCACUCAUGUUGCCCCCAACACAAGCACAAAUCUAACUAUGACCUUUAGCAACCAGCUCAAUACCGGGCACAAUCAGGCCAGUGUUUUAGCAUCCAGUUCCACUGCAGCAGCUGCCACUCUCUCUCUGGCUAAUUCGGAUGUCUCCCUGCUAAACUACCAGUCUGCUCUGUACCCAUCGUCGGCAGCACCUGUUGCAGGAGUUGCCCAGCAGAGUGUUUCCUUGCAGCCUGGAACUACUCAGAUUUGCACUCAGACAGAUCCAUUCCAGCAGACAUUCAUCGUGUGUCCACCUGCUUUUCAAACUGGACUCCAGGCACCUGCGAAGCAUUCUGGAUUCCCUGUGAGGAUGGAUAAUGCUGUGCCAAUUGUGCCCCAGGCGCCUGCUGCUCAACCACUACAGAUCCAGUCAGGAGUUCUCACCCAGGGAAGCUGUACACCACUAAUGGUAGCAACUCUCCAUCCUCAAGUAGCCACCAUCACACCGCAGUAUGCGGUGCCCUUUACUCUGAGCUGCGCAGCCGGCCGGCCGGCGCUGGUUGAACAGACUGCCGCUGUACUGCAGGCUUGGCCUGGAGGGACCCAGCAGAUACUCUUGCCUUCAACUUGGCAGCAGUUGCCUGGGGUAGCUCUACACAAUUCUGUCCAGCCCACAGCAGUUAUUCCAGAGACCAUGGGGAGUAGCCAGCAGCUGGGAGACUGGAGGAAUGCCCACUCACAUGGCAGCCAGUACAGUACCCUCAUGCAGCAGCCCUCCCUGCUGACGAACCACGUGACUCUGGCCACAGCUCAGCCUCUCAAUGUUGGUGUUGCUCAUGUCGUCAGGCAGCAGCAGUCUGGUUCCCUCCCCUCCAAGAAGAACAAGCAGCCAGCCCCAGCCAAAACUGUCUCCACAUUGGAUGUCUUACCUACCCAAGUCUAUUCACUGAUUGGGAGCAGCCCACUCCGUACCAACUCUUCCUAUAAUCCCCUGGUCCCUGUGCAGGAUCAGCCCCAGCCCAUCGUUAUCCCAGACACCCCCAGCCCUCCUGUGAGUGUCAUCACCAUCCGCAGUGACACCGACGAGGAGGAGGACAGCAAGUAUAAGCCCAGCAGCUCCAGCCUGAAGCCAAGGUCCAAUGUCAUCAGCUAUGUCACUGUCAAUGAUUCUCCCGAUUCCGACUCAUCUCUGAGCAGUCCGUAUUCUACAGACACUCUGGCUACCAUCCGGGGCAAUCCAGGGCCCCUCCUAGAAGGACCUGGCCGGGCUGUGACAGAUGGUCCCGGGGCACGAACCAUCAUUGUGCCACCCCUGAAAGCUCAACUUGGUGAUUGUACAGUGGCAACCCAGGCCUCAGGCCUCCUGACCAAUAAGACCAAGCCAGUUGCCUCAGUGAGCGGUCAGCCAUCCGGCUGCUGCAUCACCCCCACAGGGUACCGGGCACAACGUGGGGGAGCAAAUGUAGCACAGCCGCUCAAUCUUAGCCAGAACCAGCAGUCAUCAGCUCCAUCCCUGCAGGAGAGAAGCAGUAACCCUGCCCCCCGACGGCAGCAGGCGCUUGUGGCCCCGCUGUCCCAGGCCCCCUACACCUUUCAGCAUGGCAGUCCGCUGCACUCCACGGGCCACCCGCACCUGCCACCCCAGCCUCACCUGUACACUUAUGCUGCACCCAGCUCUGCAGCGGCCCUGGGCUCCACCAGCUCCAUUGCACAUCUCUUCUCCCCCCAGGGAUCCUCGAGGCACACUGCAGCCUAUACCACCCAUCCUAGCACCCUGGUCCACCAGGUCCCCGUCAGUGUUGGGCCGAGCCUUCUCGCCUCGGCCAGUGUGGCUCCUGCCCAGUACCAGCAACAGUUUGCCACCCAGUCCUACAUUGGGUCCUCUCGAGGCUCAACAAUUUAUACUGGAUAUCCACUCAGUCCUACAAAGAUCAGCCAGUAUUCUUACUUGUAGUCAGUGGGCAUGGGGGCAAGGGCAUGGUUAUCCUCUGUUUCUGACAUAGAGGUCUUGGAAGUGGGGAAUAUCAAGCCCUUCCCUUAACCCCACUUUAAAGCCCCCUGCUAGCCCUGUCCGGGGAGCCAGCCAAAGCAGAAGGAAGGUUGUUGGGUUUUUAUCCCCUGGGAAUCUGUCUCUGUGUUGAUGGCAUUGUUGUUGUCUCCCAAAGGCUGUGCUAUUUUAUUUUUUAAAUUCUUUGUUUUCUGACAGUGUUUCUGCUGAUUGAAGAGUUCAGCUCUCCACCUUCUGCAUAGGGGGCCAAACCCUUCUGUUACCAAGGGAGAGGGACCGUUUGAAGGUUGUCCCCUGGAAAAUACUUUAACUCUGACUUAGAUGCUUUAUAGAAAUGCUUUUAAAGACAGAUCCCUCUUUAUUUAACGCCAUAUUGUUGUAACUGCUGAUCAGAGGAAGAUGCUGAUAUAAGGAGACUAAAUUUUGAUCACAAGUGAGGAAAGAGGAAACUCUCAUUUUAAAUUUGUUUGAACAAAGGCUUGUCUGCCUUGUAGGUUUUAGCAGCAGCUUGCACGUUACUUGUAUGUUUGUAUCAGGCAUUCUCCCUUAAAAUAGAGUACACGUUUUAGCUUUAUGGACGUUUUUAAACUCUUGAUGUUUUAGUUUUGUCUUGGUGACUUGGAUUGUCCUCACUAGGCAGUGGCUGUUUCUGCAGAACUCGUUCCAUAUCACUUAGUGUUGCUCUUGGGGUGCUCUCAGUUACUUCUGUGCUUGAUAUAAAGCCGCGUGAUCAGGCAGCUCGCCAUUGGCUGGUAACUGAGUGUGGGGAAAAGCCACACCCAUUGUGAAAGGUUCCGUGUAUUUUUAAAUUAUUUUUUAAAAGUCUGUGAUUCAGCUUAACUUUUAUCAUUGCAAAAGCCAUUAAAUUAAGGUGAUUAUUAUUAUUAUUAUUAUUGUUGUUGUUGUUGUUAAUGUUAUUGUCUUUGCUGUUGUGUGGUUUUACCCUUCCUGUCUGAAUUCUCUCCAAGAUCUAAUUGUAUUAUGUGAUACUGGCGGAGGUGGGCCCGGCCUCACAGACUGUAAGGGAGGGGGAGCAGCGCUUAAGGGGUUUGUUUGAAAUUUUCAUUUGACACCGGAUCUCUCCCAGGACAGGAUUUCUUUACUAAGAAGCACAGGGCGUUUUUUUCCCCACUCUAUUUUUUUUCCCCCUCACCUUGCCUUUUAUUUUAUGUGAUUUGCUUGAAGAGGAAGUUAAAGGACAUGUUGUGGACAGCUUUUUAUACUUCAGAAAGAGUAGCUUCCUUGGUAUGUCAGCAGUGAACGGAAUGCUCUCUCAUUAAGACUUAUACAAUAUGUGCAUGUUGGAAUUGUGGAAAGAAAAAAAAAGAAAAAAGAAAAAACAGAUUUUAAAAAUUUAUUACUGAAUUUAAAAAUAUUUUAGAAGUUUUGUAAUGGUGGUGUUUUAAUAUUUUGCAUAAUUAAAUAUGUACAUAUCGAUUAGAAAAACUAUAACAAUUUUCCUGCUAACCCCAAAUGUUCUUUGUAAUCAAAAUGUGUAGUGACUACACUUGAACUCUGUACUUAGUGUGUGUGUCUGACCCUCCAAUGUUCCCCAGGGAUGGAAUUGAUGUCUCCAUUGUAUUUAAACCAAAAUGAACUGAUCUGUGUCAGAAUGUCUGUGAACAAAUUGCAGUUUUAGAGCACAUCACCGUAGCACUGAGUGAGAGAGCAGCGGAGGGAGGCACCCGCAAGGAGUGGAGACCUUUGGAUUGUUUUGCACAGGUGUGUGUGGUGAGAAGCUGUUUGGUGUGUGUCUCUUCCCUCCCCCCCCCCCCCCCCCCCGUGCGCGCCCAACCCCCCCCCCCCUUUUAUUGUAGUGCCUUAUAUGAUAACUGUAGUGUUUCAGCCCCGUGGACCCUCCACAGUCCACUGAGCUUUAUGUGAGCAGGAUCCGUAGCUAGCGUGUUGUGUAAAUGCAUUGUUCUCAGUUUCCCUGUCAGCAUUAAAAAAGAAUUAAAAGCAACUCUGCUUGAUUUUGAGCCUCAGCUAAUUUCCUCAGAAACUUUGCUUUUCAUGUGGCUCUCAUGCUGUGUAUUUGCUGCCUUGCUCCUGUGAGAGAGUUCAGGAAGCAGGUGAUUAAGAACCAAGCAAUAUUAGAAAUUUAAAAAAAAUUUUUUUCUAAAAGCAUGUGCAAUCACUUUUAGGAUGAAUUUUUUUUUCCAGUGUGGCACUCACUCUCCUGCUAAUAGUUGACAUUCCUUGUAAAAUAUUUGCUUGUUUGGGGGGAAUCAAACCUUAAAAAUUGAUGUGUUUAUACCAAAGAGCCUGUUGUGUAGCUCAUUGUGUCCCCGUUUCAUGAGGAGGAGCUUUGUGAUCCCACUGGUGACAGGGAACUCACAAGAGGUUUCUUAGUAGGAGUAAUAAUAGUAUCAAGAGGGAGCUGAAGCCCCAUGGGUCAUGAGGGAAUGUGUGAUUUCAGUUAGCAGCCUGUUUAUUCUUGGGGACCUUCGAGCUGUGGGAUUGUCCUUGUGUCCUGAGCUCCUUGCCCAAGUGAGUUGAGGGUAUUGAGGAGAGGAACAGUCAGGUCCUCAGAGUAUUUGGAGGUGGGAGGACUGGUUCUGUGUAGAGAUGGUGUCAGGGAGGUGCUGGAUGGAGACAGGAGAUUUCACUGGGCCCCGGGCAGUGAGCUCUGAGCCGGGGUGAACACUGAGGAGUUGUGGAGGUGUGUGGAGUCUCUUCGUUGUGAGAAGUCGGGGCUUCCGAGAUGGGACAGGUAGGCGGUCAUUUGUGUGGCCUGACAGGAGCUGGUCUGGCUUGUGUGUAUUUUUUAGUCAUUUCAUUAAGGUGUCUUUUUGGCACUGUCUGUGUCACAAUAGCUAAGCAGUCCCUGGUAUUGAAAAGGGGUUUUUAUUUUUGUUUUUUUUUUUUGGUCAACAUGUGUGAACUUCAUGUCUAUUUAUUGCCAAGCACAUGCUGAUUUUCUUACCCAGUACACAAGUUGUUUUCAAUGAAAUUCCUGUUCUUGUAACCUUGUUCUCCAGGGAACAGGAUUCGUGUGUGUGCGUGUGGUGUGUGUGUGUGUGUGUGUGUGUGUGUGUGGUGUGUGUGUGUUUGUUUUUUUCCAUAAAAACGACGAGAUGCAGAAAAAUCUACCCUCUCAAAGCCAACAAGUGGAUCUCAUUUAAAAUAUAAGCCUGACUCCACUGAGGAAGAAAUGACCAAUAUCGUGUGCAGUUAUAUUAAUUACGUUUCUAGAGUUGUGGCUUUAAGCAUAUUAGCAAUUCUCGGUCUGAGGCUGCAAAUUGGCAUUUUAGAUUGACCAAGAUUACAUUGCAUGUGCUUGCUGAGUAGGGUGUUAUCUUGAGAAAUGGCUUUAGACUGUCCUUGUAGCUUUGACCAGAUGAGGGAAACCUACUGAGCUUAGUGAGUAGUUGGGCUGGGUCAGAAUGACCUGAAAUCAAAUCAGCUUAAAGAAAUCUUGCCAAGCCUCAGGCCCUCCCUCAGAAGGUGCAUUUCUCCCAUCUCUUACUACAAGGCAAGAGGAAGCAGGGAGUCCUGUUGAAACUGCUGUCCUCUGUCUGUGGUGUGUGUUAUGUAGAGGCAGAGGCUACUGCAGGCUCUUCAGGAACCCUCAUGGGGUAACAGAGUGACCGUCAGUCCUGGGCUGGGAAUCCUGGACAGAGAACUGCAUUUUGGGCCAGUCCUGCCAAUUCUGAAGUGGCAUCUGUCUGUCUGCUCAUCUCUAGUCAGAGCAGUCAGGGCUGUCCUCAGCCGGCCACUCAGAGUGAUUAAUUUACACAUCUCAUUUCAUCACUGUUAUGCAGAAUCCAUUGGUUAGGAUGGUUUGUUUGGGGACAAGGCAUGAAAUGAAAUUGCCUCUCAGUGACAGGAAUGGCCUGAGCCUGCUUCCUUUUUGAUUUUUUUUUUUAAACUGAUGGAUGGUGCAGCAUGUCUACAUGGUUGUUUGUUGCUAAACUUUAUAUAAUGUGUGAUUUCAGAUUCAGCUUGAAAAAUAAUCUCACUACAUGUAGCAGUACAUUAUAUGUACAUUAUAUGUAAUGUUAGUAUUUCUGCUUUGAAUCCUUGAUAUUGCAAUGAAAUUCCUACUUUAUUAAAUGUAUUUGAUAUGCUAGUUAUUGUGUGCGAUUUAAACUUGCUUUCCCCGUUUUUCUGGUUGUGCUCUUCCUUUUACAAACCUCUAGAAACAGGUAGUUUCUGAGAAUUACUGAUCUAUGUUUGUAUUGCAGAUGUACUUAGGGGAUAUGUAAAAUAAUCAUUUUAACAAAAGAAAUAUAGAUAUUUAAAAUUUAAUACUAACUAUGGGAAAAGGGUCCAUUGUGUAAAACAUAGUUUAUCUUUGGAUUCAAUGUUUGUCUUUGGUUUUACAAAGUAGCUUGUAUUUUCAGUAUUUUCUACAUAAUAUGGUAAAAUGUAGAGCAAUUACAAUGCAUCAAAUAAAAUGGGUUAAUUUUCUGAUC
Vombatus ursinus (common wombat) is the source of this 8184-nucleotide messenger RNA. RefSeq names its product homeodomain interacting protein kinase 1 (gene HIPK1). The coding region runs from base 104 to 3712 and encodes 1202 amino acids. Gene Ontology annotation, biological process: smoothened signaling pathway; intrinsic apoptotic signaling pathway in response to DNA damage by p53 class mediator; peptidyl-threonine phosphorylation. Gene Ontology annotation, cellular component: cytoplasm; PML body; nucleus. The transcript has 16 exons. The record is from RefSeq and is a predicted model, not a curated record. NCBI's taxonomy places the organism in Eukaryota, Metazoa, Chordata, Mammalia, Diprotodontia, Vombatidae. Gene Ontology annotation, molecular function: protein serine/threonine kinase activity; protein tyrosine kinase activity; ATP binding.